Messenger RNA from Oncorhynchus nerka (sockeye salmon), 2012 nucleotides. Its product is annotated as bcl-2-like protein 13. The annotation marks the transcript as partial. Gene Ontology annotation, biological process: apoptotic process. NCBI's taxonomy places the organism in Eukaryota, Metazoa, Chordata, Actinopteri, Salmoniformes, Salmonidae. Gene Ontology annotation, cellular component: mitochondrion; membrane. The record is from RefSeq and is a predicted model, not a curated record. The transcript has a single exon.
CCAGGUUUCAGACUGGAGGGCAAGGUCCCAGCAGUGUCCAGAGGGGGGGACAGUGGUGAGGUCAGUUCCCUGUCUGGAGAGCAGAAGCCUGAUUGGCUGGGCCCCGCCACGUUACAGCUGAGCCAGGGAGACAGUGGCGGGUCUGGCCCCUGGCAGACAGAGAGCAGCCUGGCUGAGUCCUGGUCCACCGUGGGAGACAUGAUGGACCCCGAGGACACCAAGAGCCUGGACAGCAGCGACGGAGUGGUCCACCUAGCUGAGGAGCGCAGCGAGAACCACUCCUCCAUCUCCGACAUGGUCCAUCUAGAGCGGGAGGAGAAGAUACUUGCGGAGGAGGAGGAGGACGGGAGCCUGGGGGAAGAGGAGGAGCUGCAGGCCUGUGUGAUGAGUGUGUUUGGGGGAGGAGGAGACAUGUCUGAGUUCAGGGAAGAGGAGCUGGAUACCCAGGAAUUAUUACCUUCAUCUGAGGUGUCAGUUGACCACCAAGAGACUAUGGAUUUAAUGAUGUCUGUGGCUGAGGAGCUAUUUGUCCAGGAGGAGCCUGUUGAAUUAUCCCACGCCACCACUGCCUCUAUGCCCAUGCCAGUUUGGAAGCUAGAGCCCCCCUCUGCCUCCUCUACUCCUGUCCCCUCAAUACCUACACUAGCUGAGUUACAUUCAGAGCUCCAAUACUCUAUGCAGGAGCAGCUCCACCCUCCCCCGGUCCUAGGACCAGGAGCACCACAGCCACCAGACCAGAGCCAAACUAACAGCCAACCAGAGUCCUUGGCCUCGCUCCACACUGCCCAGGAGACACAGGAAAUCCCACCAGUGACACAGGAGGUUCCACCAGAAAAGACAGAGGCUGAGCUUGCUACAUCGCUCCAUGCCACUGAGCUACCUGUGCUGCUGUGUGGGGGCGCUGCAAUGGUGGCUAUUGUGGGAGUAUUAGCUUAUGGGGCUGUGGCUUACUGCAGAAAGUAGCAAACCCCUAUCCUGUGAGCCCCAGCAGCCAUAUAACCCAGGUCUUUUAAAAUCUACUCUAAACUAUUCCACCAAGUACAUACUGGAUUUUACACAAUGCGUUUCUUUGCAUCUAAGUAGUAUUAUAAAGGUUGGUUACAUUUUUUAUCUAUUUCCUGUGCUACCUCAGUCCACGUAAGAGCUCAGGAGAUUUGUAGGAGCAAGAAUAUUUGUUUCUCUGUAAAUUCACAGGAAAUUACACUUUUAAAAUAUCUUAAAAAUCAGAUCUUUGUUUGUUGUUUAUUUUUUGUCCCUGUCAAUGCAUUAUAAAAUAACACACACGCAUGCACGCCCAAGCACACACACACACACUAAUUAUGACUAUAGUUGAGCCACUUCAAGGGGUAUUGUAUAAUGGCUUGUUCUGUGUCACUGUGGGCAAACUCAGUGACUAUGUUAGUUUUUGAUCAAAUGUAUUAGUGGAUAUUAAUCUGUAUAGUGACUCAGCUGCAAAGCUGCAAAGGGCCAAAGUUUAUAUAGCAGGUGUGGAUAUCUGGAGUUACAGUAACCACACAGCACUGCCCCCUGUUGCUCAGUUUUCUGUAAUACAGAACAACAACUACUAUUUGUCUACAAACCCUAGAGAUUGAUUUCCUGUUCAACAUGGCAAAUAAAUAGAGGUCUUCUGCAAGCCCUAAAGGAUUGAAUGCACUCAGAUUGUGCUCUGUGCUCCAAUAUUUUCCCACAUUGGCUGCUGUGGGGGAAAUAGAUUUGAUAAGAAAAGGUCCCUUUGACAUUUUUAUUCCUUGUGAAAGACACACUGGUUACUCAGCAAACAUUCCCAACCUUAAUUCUCGCUCUGUUAUAAACAAUUAUAAAUGUUAAUGUUACUUUCUAUGAAGUACAUACAUAAACCAUUUUUUUCUUUGAACUGAAGGAUUGACUAAAUUAGAUGUAUUAUUAUAAUUUUCUGACAUGGUGUGAUGUCAGUCUUUACUACUUCCUAGUGGCCAUGUGUGGAACAGUAAUAAAAUUUUUAAAAAGAAAUAAAAAAAAUAUGUGGAACAGUU